Aureobasidium namibiae CBS 147.97 is the source of this 354-nucleotide messenger RNA. Its product is annotated as cell wall biogenesis protein-like protein Ecm15. The coding region runs from base 1 to 354 and encodes 117 amino acids. Lineage: Eukaryota; Fungi; Ascomycota; Dothideomycetes; Dothideales; Saccotheciaceae. Gene Ontology annotation, cellular component: cytosol. The record is from RefSeq and is a predicted model, not a curated record. The transcript has 3 exons.
AUGGCAGACAACCACUUGCUUGACCUUGCAACACCUCCGGCAUGUAUCGCAGAUUUCUGUAUUAUACCUCUUGGGACCCCGACCGCCUCUGUCUCUGAAGAGGUCUCUCAAGUACAGCGUCUGCUCAAGAAAAGCGGCCUCGUGUACCAUAUGCACUCGGCCGGAACAACAGUGGAGGGUCCUUGGGACGAAGUCAUGCGAGUUAUCGGUCAAGCGCACUCGCUGUUGCAUGAGAAUGGUGUUGUGAGAAUCCAAAGCGAUAUCAGAGUUGGAUCGAGAACAGACAAGAAGCAGACGGCCGAGGAUAAGGUCGCUGCUGUCAAGGCCAUCUUGGACAAGGAUGAGCAGGCCUAA